UUGUACGUGGUGGCACCACUCUUAUUUGCUCCAGCAGUCAAGGUAAGCGGUACCCUCUUCAAGCGACUGCUAUCGGGAACUCAAGGGCUUUGGCUUCUGGCUAUUCCCCACAAAGAAGCCCUUGAAGUCCCCGAUAAUGCCCUUUGUGGUUCCCUUACGGUUCCAAAAAGCAUUUUAUUCUUUAUCUUUGCUCUGGUAAUUGGCGAUUUGACCACUAUGAUAGCAAUGUUGCUACUCGUUAUCGAGCUCAUAUUUGGCACUUGGCAGUUUAGCGCCACUGCUUGUACUUCCUAUCUUGUAUUGGAUUCUUUGAAUAAAUUUGUUGCCCCGAUGAUAGUGUUUCUAAUCAGCAGAACAUGUUAUGCCACUGUGUGCCUGGAUAAAGCUAGAGGAGAACAAGCAGCGAUGAAGGUUGUGGCGAUUUUCUUAACUCUGUUGAGCGAUUUAGAAAUUUUUGAACUAGAUAUGAUAUUUAGCAUGCUGUCUUACAAGUAUUGGUUGCUCUCGGUUGCGUUAUGGUGCUUCUAUGGCCAGUUUUUGCCUACUCACAGGUUGGUUUGCUUGAUCUUAUAUGCGGUCGACACAAAAUAG
Molecule: messenger RNA, 591 nt
Organism: Cylicostephanus goldi
Lineage: Eukaryota; Metazoa; Nematoda; Chromadorea; Rhabditida; Strongylidae
Source: the annotation of a GenBank genome assembly